Chinchilla lanigera (long-tailed chinchilla) is the source of this 4685-nucleotide messenger RNA. RefSeq names its product inversin (gene Invs). Gene Ontology annotation, biological process: protein localization to ciliary inversin compartment. The transcript has 17 exons. Gene Ontology annotation, cellular component: ciliary inversin compartment. The coding region runs from base 231 to 3419 and encodes 1062 amino acids. Gene Ontology annotation, molecular function: protein binding. The record is from RefSeq and is a predicted model, not a curated record. NCBI's taxonomy places the organism in Eukaryota, Metazoa, Chordata, Mammalia, Rodentia, Chinchillidae.
GGUGCGCCUCUAAAUUUCCUGGACAGGAACUACAAUUCCCAGAAGGGUGUGCAGCCCAGCGCCGCCCGAGGCCUUCUGAAGGGGCUCGCUGGCUUCGGCGCCCUGGGAUCUGAACCUACGGGUGUGGUGUCGCGCUCCUGGAGGGAGGGGCGGCCCCGGGGGGGUCGCCUCCUGGAGCCACCCCCGGGACCUCAGUCCUGGAGGAGGCGAGGGCUGCUCCAGUUCUUGGGAUGACUAUGAAUAAGCAGGAGAACUUUCCCUUUACUGGUUCUUCAUUAGCAUCACAAGUUCAUGCUGCUGCAGUUAAUGGAGAUAAGGGGACACUUCAAAGGCUCAUCAUAGGAAACUCUGCUCUUAAAGACAAAGAAGACCAAUUUGGGAGGACACCACUUAUGUACUGUGUGUUGGCCGACAGACUGGACUGUGCAGGUGCUCUCCUGAAAGCAGGAGCAGAUGUCAAUAAAACUGACCACAGCCAGAGAACGGCCCUCCAUCUUGCAGCUCAAAAGGGAAAUUAUCGUUUCAUGAAACUUUUACUUACACGUAGAGCAAAUUGGAUGCAAAAGGAUCUAGAAGAGAUGACACCUUUGCACCUGACCACCCGGCACAAGAGCCCUAAGUGUCUGACACUUCUCCUGAAGUUUAUGGCACCAGGCGAAGUGGAUACACAGGAUAAAAACAAGCAAACAGCUCUGCACUGGAGUGCCUACUACAACAAUCCUGAGCACGUGAAGCUGCUGAUCAAGCACGAUUCCAACAUUGGGAUUCCUGAUGUUGAAGGCAAGAUCCCACUGCACUGGGCAGCCAACCAUAAAGAUGCAAGCGCUGUGCAUACAGUGAGAUGCAUUCUGGAUGCUGCUCCAACAGAGUCUUUACUGAACUGGCAAGACUAUGAGGGCCGCACACCUCUUCACUUUGCAGUCGCUGAUGGAAACGUGACAGUGGUUGAUGUCUUAACCUCAUACGAAAGCUGCAAUAUAACGUCUUAUGAUAACUUAUUUCGAACCCCACUUCACUGGGCAGCUUUACUAGGCCAUGCACAGAUUGUCCAUCUCCUUUUAGAAAGAAAUAAGUCUGGAACUAUCCCAUCUGACAGCCAAGGAGCAACACCCUUGCACUAUGCAGCUCAGAGUAACUUUGCUGAAACAGUGAAAGUAUUUUUAAAACAUCCUUCAGUGAAAGAUGAUUCAGACCUGGAAGGAAGAACAUCCUUUAUGUGGGCAGCAGGGAAAGGCAGUGAUGAUGUCCUUAGGACCAUGCUGAGUUUAAAGUCUGACAUUGAUAUAAACAUGGCGGACAAAUACGGAGGCACAGCUUUACAUGCCGCUGCCCUUUCCGGCCACGUCAGCACUGUGAAGUUAUUAUUGGAAAAUGACGCUCAAGUAGAUGCUACUGAUGUCAUGAAACACACUCCCCUUUUUCGAGCCUGUGAGAUGGGACACAAAGAUGUAAUUCAGACACUGAUUAAAGGUGGAGCAAGAGUAGAUCUAGUUGACCAAGAUGGACAUUCACUUCUGCACUGGGCAGCACUGGGAGGAAAUGCCGAUGUUUGCCAGAUUCUGAUAGAAAAUAAGAUCAAUCCAAAUGUACAAGAUUAUGCAGGAAGAACCCCUUUGCAGUGCGCUGCAUAUGGGGGAUAUAUCAAUUGCAUGGCUGUGCUCAUGGAAAAUAAUGCAGACCCUAACAUUCAAGACAAAGAGGGAAGAACGGCUCUGCACUGGUCCUGUAACAACGGAUACCUUGACGCCAUUAAAUUGUUGCUAGACUUUGCUGCUUUUCCUAAUCAGAUGGAAAACAAUGAAGAAAGGUACACACCCCUUGAUUAUGCUUUGCUUGGUGAGCGCCACGAAGUGAUUCAGUUCAUGCUGGAGCAUGGUGCCUUGUCCAUUGCAGCCAUACAAGACAUCGCUGCCUUCAAAAUCCAAGCUGUCUACAAAGGGUACAAGGUCAGGAAAGCUUUCCGAGACCGGAAGAACCUCCUAAUGAAGCAUGAACAGUUGAGAAAAGAUGCUGCUGCCAAAAAGCGGGAAGAAGAAAACAAGCGGAAAGAGGCAGAGCAGCAGAAAGGACAGUUGAGCCCAAAUUCCCACAGACCUCAGGCCCUUCCCUGUCUUCUCAGCCCCCAUGACGAGCCCAGCAGGCAAAGCAGGGACCCAAGAAAGCAGCCAUCUGCCAGCCACAAAGCCCAGAGCCCUGAGCCAAGAGACGACAGAAGGUCUCCAGGCAGCCCCCCGGGGAAGGGGCAGAGUGUCUCCUCAGACCUCCAGGGAACAGACUCCAGAAAGCCAAAUGAAACGUCCAGGGAACAUUCUAAAGGCCACUCUGUCUGUGUCCGCCUCAGACCCGAUGAAGGCCGUGGUGGAGACUGGUGUUCGGGAGUCUCCUCUGCUGCGAAGUCCAGAGGUGAGACAGCCGGAGAGCAUCGGUGCGAGAAGGGGAAAGGCGUGCCGAAGCAGCCCUCCUCUGUCAGGGGGGCCGGGCCUGACGACAGGGGAGAGGAAGCCGGCCGCGUGGCUGCAAGCCUUCCACUGCAGGACAGGCACGGGAAGCCCAGCAGACGGCGUGACUCAGCACCCAAGGCCAGAAGUGUCCCCCAGAGAAGGCGCACUCAGGAGCUCAGAGGAAGGUGCUCCCCAGCCGGCUCAAGCCGGCCUGGCAGCGCCAGGGGGGAGGUGGUCCACGCUGGGCAGAACCCUCUCCACCACCGCCCACCAAGGAACAAAGUGACACAAGACAAGCUCGCAGGAGGGGUCUGUUCAGAUUUACCAGACAGCCAAAAGGACGUGAGGCCAGGAGCCAGGAAGCCGGGGCCAUCUACCCUCACCGAGAGCAUUCAGGUGUCUAAGGAGACUGACCCAGCCCCUGCGCUCCUCUCUGGGCCGAGUAUGAAUAUUGACCUUCUCCCCAUAGAGCUCCGGCUACAGAUAAUCCACAGAGAAAGAAGUAGGAAAGAUCUGUUUCGCAAAAAGAACAAGGCAGCCACUGUCAUCCAGCGGGCCUGGCGAAGCUAUCAGCUCAGGAAGCAUCUAUCCCACCUUCUGCAACGGAAGCAGCUCAGAGCAACAGACAUGGCCAGAUGGGAGCGCGAGUGCGUGGCGCUGCUCCUCCACGUUUGGAGGAAGGAACUGGCAUUCAAGCUCCCAAAGACCAGUGCAGUAAGCAGGACUCCCCGGAGUCCAUCCAAGGGCAUCACAGGAGCAAAGUCCACCAAGCACUCAGUGCUCAAGCAGAUCUAUGGUUGUUCUCAAGAAGGGAAAGUCUAUCAUCCCACAAGACCCUCAAGACCCCCUCCCGUGCUGCAUCUCAAUUCAGUGAGCAACUUGCAGUGCAUACAUCUCCUUGAGAACACUGGAAGAUCGAAGAACUUUUCUUAUAACCUGCAAUCAGCUACUCAAUCAAAAAACAAACCAAAGCUUUGACUGCCUGUGGAAGACGACUGGAAUAGCUAAUGUAGAGUUCUGAUUCUUUGUGGAUCGUCUUUUACGUCUUAGAAAAACUUUAGCAUCAUGGCUAAGACCUUUCUUGCACUGAAAAUGUGGUAACCACUCAAUAUGUGCAGCUGUUUACACUCCGCUCUUACAUAGUGCUGUUUGUUAACUCAUACAACCUGCACUGAAAGGACCACGACAGACCACGCCCCAGGGGACUGCCUGGGCGCCUUCACCUCUGCAUGGCUGGAAAUGAGAUCUGGUAAUUACAUAAGUGGAACUCAGAAUGUGAGCACCAAAGAGUCUGUUAGGCUGAGACAUUGACAGGUGGCAGGGGCCUGGCUUCUUGGUUCAAGUAAUAAACCUGAGGAGCCUGUCCCACAGCAGCCACCGUUAUCACAUUAUUUCCCUGAUUACCUACUGUAACACAUGACAGACACCACACCUUCACUUACUCCAACACAGCAGUUUUAAAUUUCGUAUCAGAAUCAGGACCCAGUGUCUGCAUUUAGAAACUGUCAGAAGACCAUAGGUACAUUGUCUUGAUUCUUUACAUUUUUCAGUUCCUGAAUUUACCCUCUGAAGACCACAGCCCACUUGUACUUUUUCUGACCAAAUUGUGAGGUGAGCAAUCUUCACAAGAUGCCGUUCCUAUUGACAGGGAAAAUUAUCCAUGUUCUAGCUAAGAAAAUUUGUUUAAAUAAAACUCCAACCAAUAUGGGGUCUUUCACAUUUUUAAGGGUAAGACUAUGGAGGAAAUGUAGAUAGUGGCAUUAGGCUCACAAAUAUUUUUAGGGUCAGUUCUGUUUUUAAGAUCACUACCACCCCUGUACGAAUGGUAAUAGGAAACAAAGUGUUUACCUAAUUUAAUUACCCUGAUUUUUAGUUGAAUAGUCAUUAUUUUCAGAAUUAUGAAAACACAAAUAGGUUUACCUAGAUGACAUCACAAAAAUUCAGUUAACUGGUUAAUAAAUACACAAGUUGCCAGAGUAUCACUGUUACUUUGUAAAUCUCUAACACCUAUGAAAUGUAAAGUGCAUUACUACUUGUAACCAUGUAUCAUGCACUAGUUGUAUCAUGUACUAGUUCAGGAAUCCAGCCUGAGCACCAGUGGGGACUUCCAAGCAUCAUUUCCCUAUUUUAGUGCAAAGGAAAGUUCACAAACAACUUCUUUAAAAGUUUAGCUUUAAUGACAAACAUCUAUUACAUCACUCUCUCUUCAAAAUAAGAUAGAUGUGAAUAAACAAUUUCAAACAG